Molecule: messenger RNA, 510 nt
Organism: Lactuca saligna
Lineage: Eukaryota; Viridiplantae; Streptophyta; Magnoliopsida; Asterales; Asteraceae
Source: the annotation of a GenBank genome assembly
AUGGCUUUAGUUCAGUCCUCUGCUCUUUGCUUUAGUGUUAUUCCUUCAAAUUUUCGACCGUCUUCUUGUUCGAAUCGGUUGUCAAGUUCAGAUUCGAGAUCGUGUAGUUCUGUGAAAGCCUACAGCUUAACAUCAACGCCAUCAACUCCAUUUUCUUCUUCAUCUUAUGAACAUUCAGGUACUGUUGAUUUUACACUACUAAGCCGAUUGCCUUUUCAUAUUACUGAAUCUGUUAUGGAAAGUGUUGCAAGUGCUCAGGGAUCAGCUGAAACCGAUGAAUCCUCAAUUGUGGUCUGCUUUGGAGAAAUGUUGAUAGACUUCGUCCCUACAAUAAAUGGGCUGGCAUUAGCUGAAGCUCCUACCUUUAAAAAAGCACCUGGUGGUGCACCUGCAAAUGUUGUUGUAGAUAUUUCUCACCUUGGUGGUUCAUCUGCUUUCAUUGGAAAGGUAAUCCACCAUAUUUAUUUCAAUCUUCCCCAAGUUAUAAAUGAAAGUGUUUAUCUUGACUAA